Cyphellophora europaea CBS 101466 is the source of this 525-nucleotide messenger RNA. RefSeq lists its product as uncharacterized. The transcript has 2 exons. NCBI's taxonomy places the organism in Eukaryota, Fungi, Ascomycota, Eurotiomycetes, Chaetothyriales, Cyphellophoraceae. The record is from RefSeq and is a predicted model, not a curated record. Bases 1 to 525 code for a protein of 174 amino acids.
AUGAAGACCGCCUUCAUCGUCACCGCCCUAGCCGGCCUCGCCGCCGCCGGAUGGGGCCAGCCCGCCAAGACCUGCCGGGCCAUCAAGGACGUCAAGGGCGUCAGCCCUCCCGCCAACAACAACAAUGGCGGCAGCAAGAACACCGACGGCGGCAACAAGGACAACAACAACGUCUACGCCGCCACCUGCCCGGCCGACAACGGCAAGACCGUCGCCGCAGGCGGCUCCUGCGGCGCCAGCUUCACCAUCCACUGCGACGUCUCCGCCACCCCCGGCGCGAGCUCCAAGUUCUGGGAGCAGACCUCGGGCCAGCUCGUCGGCACCCUCGCCGAGUGCAACAAGCAGUGCGAUGACAACGCCCUGUGCGAGGCGACUCUGUGGGUUGACGACGCAAGCAGCAAGGACUACCACCACUGCUGGCAGACGUCCGGCCUCGGCCCCGUCACGGGUGCGGGCAAGGCGCGCAUCUCCUACAAGGGCCAGGCCACCGGCAAGUGCAGCGCUUCGUACAGCCAGAAGGGUUAA